AUGUCUUUACCUCAAGAGCUAUCCAUUGCUUUCAAAGAAUCCAUUGGCUUACGCCCCGUGGCAAAUCCAUCGGAUUGUUCGGUGAAAUGUCUGGAGGUUUUGGACAACGAUGUGCCUAUGCAGGGUGGUGGAUUUUACAACAAGAAUUCAGAUCUGCAGUAUGCCGCGAUGCAGAGAGCUUUGCCAUUAUUUGAUUCAAGUUUAAUACAAGGCGCAAAUCCAAGGGUAUUUUCAGUGGUAGAAUACGGAUGCGCCCAAGGCGUAAACUCGAUCGAGCCAUUUCAGCGUAUCUUGAGUACAAAUUAUUUCCAAAGGCCAGUCGCCGACACUACUGGCGACGAAGUGAAUCUAAUUUUCACCGAUCGCGUCGGGAACGACUUCACCACGGUGGCAAACACGAUAAAUAACACCCAGUGGUUCCCAACCACUAGACCCGGUCCAAAGAUUUUCACCUCCAUGGUAGCGCAGAGCUUCUACAAAAGGGUCGUUCCUACACACUCUGUCUAUUUAGGAUUCUCCCUGGCUACGCUUCAUCACUUGGAACGCUAUCCGACUCUUACUGUGUCUGAUGGGAAGGAAGGGUCUGAAUCAAACGAGGAACAGACUCUGCUCAAAGAGCAAGCCGACAAAGAUCUGUGCAAAUUUCUCCAUCUAAGAGCCGAGGAAUUUCGAUCGCAUGGAACUCUGGUUCUAUCUUUGGUGGGCCAGUCAUCAACAGGGAAUCCUAAUUACCCCGGUUUAGUGGACUCUUGUCGACAAGCCAUGAUAAGCCUUGUGAUGGAGGGCCAGAUUCCGCCCGAAGUGGCCAAGGCAUUCCGAGUUCCAACGUACGAUCGGACGUUGGAGGAUGUUGAGAACUCGCUCGAAAAUCUUCAAGAUCUCUGGACAGUGGAGCAUCUAUUCGAAGAAGAAAUUGUCCACCCUGCAUACGAGACUCUUGUUGCCACGCAGCCUGGCUCUGAUGGGGCCAGGGCAAGCAUUGAUUAUACCAACAACGUGGUGAACUGGAUGAUGGCUGUUAUCUCCGGCUAUUUCGUUAAAGCAUUGCAUGUCGCGGGAGUGAAUGAUCCGGUGGUUCAAAAUAACUUCUUGGAUGCUUGGAGCUCUUUGACUAAACAGACCUUCCUCAGGGAGCAUCGGAAUGAGAAGGUGGCGUGCUCGUUCAUCUACGUUAAGUUGGUCAAAAUUUAA
Molecule: messenger RNA, 1191 nt
Organism: Penicillium samsonianum
Lineage: Eukaryota; Fungi; Ascomycota; Eurotiomycetes; Eurotiales; Aspergillaceae
Exons: 2
Coding region: 1-1191 (396 amino acids)
Biological process (GO): methylation
Molecular function (GO): S-adenosylmethionine-dependent methyltransferase activity
Source: RefSeq, a predicted model, not a curated record